GUGGGAGAGAGGAGCAAAAGUUAUGGUCAAAGGCUGGUCCCCUCUUAAUAAAUUCAAUCCCAACAAUCCAUUCAGGAGAGUCAAUCUCUCUGGGCAAGGCCCCACCACCAAAUAUCAUCGGCCACCCUCCUAAGUCCCCACCACCGUUCCAUAUUUCCAUCAUGAACGACAUCGAGAUGUCCACCCAGCAGCCACCAAAAGGGGCCUCAGAGGCCUCCUCCUCCGCCUUAGGGCUGACUCUGUCGGCCCAAUCUCACGGCCAAGGCCAGCAACAGCACCCUACCGUCCACAAGACCGGCAGGCACUACAUGCCUCUCUUGAUCGUCAACUACCUAUGCCUCUUCGUUGGCUCCGUCUCCUCCAGCUUGCUAUCCAAGUACUACUUCAUCCACAAGGGCUCCAGCCGGUGGGUCUCCACCUGGGUCCAGUCCACCGGGUUUCCCCUCCUCCUCCCCCCGAUUUACCUCCCUUACUGGUUGAACUACACUGAGCGGCGGCCGUUCACCGAGUUCACCCUGAAGCUCCUCGCCUUCUCCCUAUUCGUGGGCCUCUGCUUGGGCGUCAACAACCUCCUCUUCUCGUGGGGCAACUCCUACCUGCCCGUCUCGACCUCGUCCCUCCUCCUCUCGACCCAGCUCGUGUUCAACCUCAUUCUAUCCGUCGUAAUCGUGAAGCAGAAGGUCACAUUCUCGAACCUCAACUGCGUCAUCCUCUUGACAUUGAGCUGCGUCCUCCUGGCCCUCGGCUCGAGCCACGACCGCCCUGAAGGCCUCACUCAGGCUAAGUACUUCAUCGGUUUCUUCUGCACCAUCUGCGCCGGACUCUUGUUCGCCUUGUAUCUUCCGAUGAUGGAGAAGAUCUACCAGAAGGUCUACUGCUAUGCGAUGGUGAUGGAGAUGCAACUCGUGAUGGAGGCGGCGGCCUCAGCCCUGGCAAUGGUGGGCAUGGCGUCAGAUGGCGGGGUCGAGGAGAUGAGGAUAGAGGGGGAACGCACGUUCGACCGGGGCCUCUGGGUUUACGUGGUGACGGUGUUCUUCAACGUGGUGACUUGGCAGCUCUGCUUCAUGGGGACGGCAGGGAUGAUAUUCCUGACGUCCGGUCUGACUGGCGGGAUCUGCAUGACGGCGCUGCUGGCCAUGAACGUGGUGGGUGGGGUUGUCGUGUACGGGGACGACUUUGGUGGGGUUAAGAUUGUGUCCACCGUGCUGUGCACGUGGGGCUUCUGCUCCUACGCUUACGGCCUGUACCGGAAGAUGGUGCUGGAGAGAGAGGGAGAGGGAAGGAAGACUGGGGGUGAUGGCUUGGAGAUGGCCCCUAUGAUUCUGGCCGAUGGCGUCUGAGGUGCCGAACAAGGACCUGCUCAGCUCGUCACCACCAUUACAACAAUAUAUACACAUAUACAUAGACCAACUUUUAAUGAAAUUUGGUGGUGAAGGUUAAUUAUAUGUAUGUCUCUUUAACUUAACAUAAUUUGCCCGCUUGCAUCACCACCGUCCCCUUUUAUCCUUGUUCUGUUUCUGAAAUUGAAUAUACUAUUAUGUUAUGGAACUU
Punica granatum (pomegranate) is the source of this 1551-nucleotide messenger RNA. Lineage: Eukaryota; Viridiplantae; Streptophyta; Magnoliopsida; Myrtales; Lythraceae. The record is from RefSeq and is a predicted model, not a curated record.